Astyanax mexicanus (Mexican tetra) is the source of this 3408-nucleotide messenger RNA. RefSeq lists its product as uncharacterized. NCBI's taxonomy places the organism in Eukaryota, Metazoa, Chordata, Actinopteri, Characiformes, Acestrorhamphidae. The transcript has 7 exons. The coding region runs from base 52 to 999 and encodes 315 amino acids. The record is from RefSeq and is a predicted model, not a curated record.
UAUUGUUGUAGGAAAUUCCCAUUACACAUCGGUGGCGGGAGUUUUCGUCAGAUGACAGCUGCGGAAGAGUUUAACACUUUGUGCCGAGUAAACAAGAAAUCUGAAAUGGGAAACAGCAGCUCGGGAAGCUUCUGCCAGAACAUUCUUCUCUUUUUUGGCUUUGGUACUAGAAACCGCGAUGCGUUACUAUCGGAAUACGAACAUCUGCUUCAGGACGACGGAAAAAACACGAGGCAGUUCUGUUCUUUGAAGAAACUCUUCACUGAAGACUGGAAAAGCUACAUUAAAGCUAAUGGUCACUACGGCUCAUACCGCUUCAUCAACACAUGCGUCCUUGAUGCACUCCUCGUUGCUCUUCAUGUCUGUCACACCAAAUAUAAACACAUUCAGGAACUCUUCCAAUCUGACCGGACGAUGUAUCCAGUCAUGGCUUUUUUAGAUCAACACAGGUACAAUGAAGCCAAAGCUCUGUGGCUGAUGAAGUUAAAUCUUUUUUCUGAUGAUUGCAAUUUCAAAAUGUCUGGUACAGUCAACGUUUGGAGUACAGUCAAAGACCACCUGCCAAUGUUUUACGACAUGAAAUCUUCCCGAGACCAUUUUUCUGAAACUGGAGCCAAUCAUGGAGCUGCUGAUCGUCUACAUAAAAGCAUCCUUGGGGAGUUCCAGCGCUUUAAGGAAGUGAUAUCUUUGGGCAGUUACGGAGACCCCUGCUUAAUACUGAUUAACAGUGAUGCUGGUAUGGACAGAGCCCCUCCCCUGAAAGUCAAGGACAAGUAUGACAGGACCUUCGAGCUUCAGUUCAUGCUCUUAUGGAAGAAGAGUGUGCCAGUAGAACACAUGGUUGUGUGCUGCAAUCUUGGAGAUCAAUGGGUCCUGUACGAUAAUAAUCCUGAUGUGCCACCCGAUCAAGAUUUCAACUUUGACUCUGCAGACUAUAAAAAUCAGUAUCCUAUUUACUUGACUGGCUAUGUCAACACUACACAACAAGAAAGAGAGUGAUGGCGUCACUUUGUCUGAAGUGGGAUUAAGACCUCAUCAUGGACCAACACCAUGGGAUUGGAAGUCUGAUUUAGAAUAUAAAAUACUUUCUGAACAAACAAUUUUAUUUUAAGCUACCUUAUUUUAGACUCAUGUCGUCUUUUUGCUGUGGAAUGCUAGGAGCAUGCUCUACGAAGCCGACACACAUGUUAUGAAAAUCAACAACUAACUUAAAGUAUCUCCAUACGUCUGACUUUCCUUAGCAUUGGACCAAAGGUAGCUCACCUGAUGUCAUUUUUUUGCCAUAGCUUAGCCAUAGCUUUAUAUAAAAAAAAAAAAAAAAAACAGAACCUGACCCAGGCUGAGGAAAGUUGUUUUUAAAUGAAGGUUUUUAUUAUUAAGGAAUUAUUUGUUUAAGUAGUAUUCAUAAUUGAACGUUUCUGUUACAUCUUUCUGUGUAAAUAUCUGUGUUUUUAUAGUUUGCACAUUAUAAACCUCUCAUGUGAACUUUAUCCUUAGUUAACUAAAGUAGCUUUAUGCAUCGCUAGCUGCGUUAGCCUAAACCAAGCCUGUUAUACUGGUAAAAUCCUACUGCUCCACAAAUACACACCGCAGAGCAGGAGUUACUACUUUACAGGUGCUAGUAGUUUACUGCUUAGCUUAGCAGAUAACAUAUACAUUUAAGUUACCUUGUUGCAGCCUGAUGUAGAUCUUAGUUAUGACCUGCCUUUAGUGCUGUUUAGCAAAGCCUGUUUAGACUGGGCAGGUGCCGCUUGUAGGAGAGGUAGAGGAGAAAUGCUAAAAAUACUAUAAUAUUUAUAAUAUGUGAUACUAAUACUAAAACCUGUACUUAGCAUUAUAUUGAUUGUAUUUUACACGACAGACAGAUAAAUAAACAGCUAAAUAUCUAGAUAGUUGCUAGGAAUGACCAUAAGUAACGUUUACUAUUAAUCGUUUUGGACAUAACAAAUCACGCAAUACAUAAACACAUUCAUCACAUUCAGUCACUAUAGAGACGAACUGUCGGUUUCUGGCUAUAUUUUGGAGUACUUAUCACUGCCGAGGUAUUAAUCAGAUGUGACACGGCUGCUCCUCUGUUGUUACUGACUGCACCUCACAUUAGUGCGUGUGUAGCUUGACUGUGUUAGCCAGCAUAGUCUAGAUCACAUUAGCAUUAGCUAGCACCUUGCUAACCUAUCUAUCUCUCUCAGAUACCCUCUGACAUGUUAUCGCAGCUGCACUCAGAUCACUGAUAUGAAUGUGAACACUCAAUUUUUUUAUUAAUUUCAACACCAGUGCCUAGUAAAUUAGUGGUUAUUAGUGGUUGUGAUAAAUUACAUGACUAAAUUAGCUAGCUAGUUAGCUUGCGUUACCUGUUCAGGGGAAAAGAAGCAGCUCUGGGUCGGUCUUGUCGCCAUUUUGAGCUCUAAGUCUCCAACUUUCAAACUCACUGCCAAUAUUCACUCUUGUUAUAUUCAUUCUUUGUUAUAUUCCUUCUUUGAGACUUCUUUGAGGCUGAGGUUUAACUGAACCAGCCCUGCUAGCUAGCUUUCAUGCUGCAGCACUGCUCGCUGUUGUGUACUGGUGACCUCGGAUAAAAUGAUCAGAAUACACAUCCUGAUCAUUUUAUCAUUUACUACUGAAAAUAAUGUACAUAUAAAGUACAUAUUUUUAUAAACAGCAAGAAACUACUGAAAUGUGUGGUAAACAGCUGGAAACUCACUGUCAGUGUUUUACAGUCUUUAACAGAAAUCACAGUAUUUUAAUGUUUUUAUUAAACAGGAAGGAACUGUAAAUAUGAUGGUAAGCUGCUGGAAACCCUGCUGCCACUAUUUUAAUAUUUACAUAUUUUUUAGGGUGUAAUUAAGAUCGUCAGCCUUCUUCUCUUCUACCUAAACCUGUAGACUUGAUAAAGCCAGUAAACCUCAUCUUCUCUUUUAUAAAGAUAAAAUCUUUCUCCAGCUUACUGUUAGAAUGAAGUGCCUCCUGCAGUUAAAUGUAAUCUUCAGCGCCUUUUUUAUUUUUUUUAAUUCUCCUGUUCUCCAAGUUAGGAAAGCAAUGUAGAGUCUGAGCUGGGUCUCAUUUCGGCAAUAGAUUGCAAUACACUAUGUUAACGUCACAUUCCAUGUUAAGAGACAAGAGGUAUAGCACACAAAAAAGACCAAUAUCAAUAACAUGACAAUACAAAAAAAUAAACUACUAAUAAAACAAUAUUCAUAAAUAUUAGAUAUUGAAAAUGUAUAUUAGCUGGUUAAUGUGAGAUUAUUAUCUAGAAGUUUUCAAAUUUUCUGAUCUGGUUUCCUGCCAUGAUUGCAUUGAGAUUUACUUUAGUUUUCCUUUGCUGUAAAAUGGACCUUUUGGAGAUACAAGGUUUUUGUGUGACAAUGAUGAUAAAGACACACCCUUUUCUUGUCUUACUAGAUAAGUAAA